AUGCUUUAAUUUACUGUAUAGUAUGAAGGGAAAUAAUUUAAUUCGGAAUGCCAGAGUUAUAAAAAGGUUCAAGAUUUCAUUGAUAGGUUAAUUUCUACUCUGAAAUUAUCAAUUUAAAAUAAGCAAUAUGGAUUAUUCAUGAAUAAUAAUGAGCUUCAAAGGGAUAAAACAUUUUUAGAUAACAAAGUUAAUAGGGGAGCACUUUUAGAAUUGAGAAUCACUAAAACCUUUGAGUUUGCCUUUCUCAAAGUUAAUAGAAAUGGGAAAUCCUUUUGGCCACAUAUGAGUCUGGCUGCGAUGGCAUAAGAAUUAUAUUAAGAGACUGCUAAAGAGUUUAAAAUUGCUGAAGAUACAUUUACACUUUUCUUUUAAGGAGUUCCCCUCGAGAGAAAUGUUUAGUUAGCCCAAUAUAAUAUAAUUGGAAAUUCUAUUAUUAAUUGUGAAAAUAAAGAGGUCCCAAAAUAAGAUGAUUAGAUAAUCAACUAAUAAGAAAACAAAUUGAAUGCAAAGAAUAUUACAUAAUAAUAAAGUAAUUAAAGCUAGCCUGAUAAAUAAUAGCCAGAAAAACAAUAAUAACAUUUCAUAGUUAUUUUAGAAUAUCGUGGAUAGAAAUAAGUAAUUGAGGCAACUUUAGAUACUUAUAUAAAUGAAAUCAUAGAAAUUGCUAAAUAUAUGUACAAAAUUUAGGAAAACAUAAUUCUAAAGCUGAAUGAAUAAAUUUUACCAAAUGACUAAAACCUGGAAUAAUUAUAAAUCAGGAAAGGCUAUACUCUAACAAUUGAAAUUUAAUAAUAGUAAAUACCAUAAUAAUAAGUACCACAAUAAUAAAUGGCAAUAUAAAAUAUCAAUAUUAUUUUAGAGUAUCUUGAUUAAAAAACACAACUCGAAGUCGCAUUAGAUACUUAUAUAUAAGAACUAGUAGAUACUGUAAAAUAAUUGUACUAAAUUAAUGAAAAUGUAGUCUUAAAGUUGAAUCAAUAAAUAUUACCAAACAACUAAACUCUAGAAUAAUUACAAAUCAAAAAAGGCCACACACUUUCUGCUGAAAUUCAAAAGUAGUAAAUACCAUAAUAAUAAUAAGUACCAUAAUAAUAAUAAAUACCAUAAUAAUAAAUGUCAAUAUAAAAUAUCAUAAUUUUUUUAGAGUACCUUGGUUAAAAAACUCCACUCGAGGUUACUUUAGAUACUUAUAUAUAAGAACUAGUAGAUACUGCAAAAUAAUUGUACUAAAUUAAUGAAAAUGUAGUCUUAAAGCUGAAUCAAUAAAUAUUACCAAACAACUAAACUCUAGAAUAAUUACAAAUCAAAAAAGGCCACACACUUUCUGCUGAAAUUCAAAAGUAGUAAAUACCAUAAUAAUAAUAAGUACCAUAAUAAUAAUAAAUACCAUAAUAAUAAAUGUCAAUAUAAAAUAUCAUAAUUUUUUUAGAGUACCUUGGUUAAAAAACUCCACUCGAGGUUACUUUAGAUACUUAUAUAUAAGAACUAGUAGAUACUGCAAAAUAAUUGUACUAAAUUAAUGAAAAUGUAGUCUUAAAGCUGAAUCAAUAAAUAUUACCAAACAACUAAACUCUAGAAUAAUUACAAAUCAAAAAAGGCCACACACUUUCUGCUGAAAUUCAAAAGUAGUAAAUACCAUAAUAAUAAUAAGUACCAUAAUAAUAAUAAAUACCAUAAUAAUAAAUGUCAAUAUAAAAUAUCAUAAUUUUUUUAGAGUACCUUGGUUAAAAAACUCCACUCGAGGUUACUUUAGAUACUUAUAUAUAAGAACUAGUAGAUACUGCAAAAUAAUUGUACUAAAUUAAUGAAAAUGUAGUCUUAAAGCUGAAUCAAUAAAUAUUACCAAACAACUAAACUCUAGAAUAAUUACAAAUCAAAAAAGGCCACACACUUUCUGCUGAAAUUCAAAAGUAGUAAAUACCAUAAUAAUAAGAAGUACCAUAAUAAUAAUAAAUACCAUAAUAAUAAAUGUCAAUAUAAAAUAUCAUAAUUUUUUUAGAGUACCUUGGUUAAAAAACUCCACUCGAGGUUACUUUAGAUACUUAUAUAUAAGAACUAGUAGAUACUGCAAAAUAAUUGCACUAAAUUAAUGAAAAUGUAGUCUUAAAGUUGAAUCAAUAAAUAUUACCAAACAACUAAACUCUAGAAUAAUUACAAAUCAAAAAAGGCCACACACUUUCUGCUGAAAUUUAAAAAUAGUAAAUACCAUAAUAAUAAGUACCAUAAUAAUAAAUGUCAAUAUAAAAUAUCAUAAUUUUUUUAGAGUACCUUGGUUAAAAAACUCCACUCGAGGUUACUUUAGAUACUUAUAUAUAAGAACUAGUAGAUACUGCAAAAUAAUUGCACUAAAUUAAUGAAAAUGUAGUCUUAAAGUUGAAUCAAUAAAUAUUACCAAACAACUAAACUCUAGAAUAAUUACAAAUCAAAAAAGGCCACACACUUUCUGCUGAAAUUUAAAAAUAGUAAAUACCAUAAUAAUAAGUACCAUAAUAAUAAAUGUCAAUAUAAAAUAUCAUAAUUUUUUUAGAGUACCUUGGUUAAAAAACUCCACUCGAGGUUACUUUAGAUACUUAUAUAUAAGAACUAGUAGAUACUGCAAAAUAAUUGCACUAAAUUAAUGAAAAUGUAGUCUUAAAGUUGAAUCAAUAAAUAUUACCAAACAACUAAACUCUAGAAUAAUUACAAAUCAAAAAAGGCCACACACUUUCUGCUGAAAUUUAAAAAUAGUAAAUACCAUAAUAAUAAGUACCAUAAUAAUAAAUGUCAAUAUAAAAUAUCAUAAUUUUUUUAGAGUACCUUGGUUAAAAAACUCCACUCGAGGUUACUUUAGAUACUUAUAUAUAAGAACUAGUAGAUACUGCAAAAUAAUUGCACUAAAUUAAUGAAAAUGUAGUCUUAAAGUUGAAUCAAUAAAUAUUACCAAACAACUAAACUCUAGAAUAAUUACAAAUCAAAAAAGGCCACACACUUUCUGCUGAAAUUCAAAAGUAGUAAAUACCAUAAUAAUAAUAAGUACCAUAAUAAUAAUAAAUACCAUAAUAAUAAAUGUCAAUAUAAAAUAUUAUAAUUUUUUUAGAGUACCUUGGUUAAAAAACUCCACUCGAGGUUACUUUAGAUACUUAUAUAUAAGAACUAGUAGAUACUGCAAAAUAAUUGCACUAAAUUAAUGAAAAUGUAGUCUUAAAGUUGAAUCAAUAAAUAUUACCAAAUAACUAAACCUUAGGAUAAUUAAAAGUUGUAAAAGGCUCUACUCUAACAGCUGAACUUCAAUAAUAAUAAUAAUAAUAAUAAUAAUAAUAAUAAUAAUAAUAAUAAUAAUAAUAAUAAUAAUAAUAAUCAUCACUAAUUUUAACGAUUUAUCACUCUAAUUCUUAACCGCUUUCAGUUGAAGUAGAUUAAGAUACUAAAGUUUAAGAAUUAGCAAUAGAAUUAUAAGAUUAUUACAAAGUUUCAUAAAUUUAGUUUACUUUAGAGAAUGGAUUGGCGUUAAAUCAUAUGUUAACUUUUAGAGAAUCAAAUAUUGUUACAGGUUCUAAAUUAUAUAUCUAAUCAAUCUGCAAUACUUCUACUUAAAUAACACUUGGAAAGUAAGAAAUAAUUUUGAUUGUUGUAUUUGAGAAUCAAACUUUUAAUAUUACUAUCUCUAAUAAUUCUCUUGUAAAGGAGCUUGAAGAUAUGCUAAAGCAAAAUUUCAACAUCAAUUGUUAAAUAAAUCUAUUUCACAAUGAUUAAAUGCUGAAUUCGAAUGAAACCUUUCUAAAGUAGCAAAUAGUUAAAGGAUCAAAAUUAGUGGUUAAAUAAGCAUUAUCUUAAAAACCAUAGAUUCGAUUAAGCUUGGUCUAUGAAAAUAAUAGUCCUAUUCAAGUCCAAGUCAAGGAUGACACUAGGAUUAAAGAAUUUGAAGAUUAAAUCAUUUAGAAAUAUCAGUUACAAACAAGUUUGAUAACUUAUUACGAAGAAAAAGGUUUAGAUUCAACAAAAACUUUGUAAGACUAUUAAAUUAAAGAUAAUUCGAUUCUCUACUUCAAAUAAUAAGUUAAACUUGUUAUUUCGACACACAAAAUCACUGAUGAUUAUAAUUUUGAUAAAGAUACAAAAAUUGGUAAUGUGAUUGAAGAAAUAAAGAAAAAAUCUAAUGUGGUUGAUCAAUUGAUUAUAUAAAAAGAAAAUGGAGAAAUCUUAAACCCAGAUCUUACUAUAAAACAAUCUGGGCUUUCUGAUAACGGGGUCUUAUUUGCAAUUGAAAAAUAAAACAAUUAAUCCGAAUAUGCGAAGCCAAUAGGAAGAAAGAUAAAUGUGAUAUUGGAUUACAAUGGACAAAAAACAUAGGUAGAAGUUUUGGAUAACGCACUCGUAUCAUAGUUAAUUGAAUAAAUCAAAUUAAGUUUCUAACUUAAAGGUGAAAUCUAACUUAGUCUUGAGGGAUAAUAAGUUCUAUAACCUUCAGAAACUUUAGUCAAUUAGAAAGUUUAAAAAGGAAGUCGAUUAAUUGUUACUCAAAAUUUAUAAACUUCCUCUCGUUACAAUAUAAGUAGUGUAAUCCUGUCCAUCAAUUAUUAAGGUUCGAUUACUUAAUUAGAAGUUUAAUAUGAUACUCUUAUUUCUGAAUUAAUUUCUAUGAUGAAAGAAGUUUUAUCAACCAAAGAAGAUUUUAGUUUAUGCCUUCAAAAUUAAUAAAUUCUGCAACCAAAUUUAUCUAUAGUAGAUUUAAAUAUUGGUAAUAGCGCGACAUUAUAUUUAAUUCCGAUUGCUGUUAACGCCUAGAAACAACCUUCCUAAUAAUCACCUUAAUAGUUUCAGUAAGAAAUUUCUUUGAACUUUUAUUACUAACUUAAUAACUAAAAAAUAUAGGUAAAAUCUAAUAUAUUAGUGAAGUAAUUGAUUUAAACUAUUCAAAACAGUUUCAAUAUAUAGGAUAAACUUUAAAUAAGUUUGGAUGGCAGAAUUCCAUUGAAUGAGGAAUUAUCUUUGGCUGAUUAAAAUAUUUAGGAAAAUAGCACCUUAUAUCCAAUUUUCAACCAAAAACCUCAAUAAUAAUAAGAUUAAGAAAAUUUAAUUUUAUUUGUAGAGUAUUAGUAUUAGCAGAAUCAGAUUGUAAUAUCAUCUACUUCGUUAGGAAAUGAGUUGGUGGAAAUGGUUAAAUAAAUCACUUAAAAUACACCAAUAAUAAAUAUAUUGAUUGAUGGAUAAACUCCUUUGAUCUUAGAUAAGACUUUGAAAGCUUAGAAUUUGAAGAAUAAAAGUCGUCUCUAAGUUCAAGUUUAAGGUUAAAAGUUUGGAUCACAACAACAAUAACAGUUUUAAUAAUUUGCCAGUAUAAAUUCAUCAAAGCCAAAUCAAAAUCAGUUGUUUUUGAAUCAGUCUAAUUUUUCAAUACAACCAUAAAAUAUAAAAUAAUAAUAAAAUCAAUUUUAAAAAUUUGGCUCCCCUAAUUAGAUAAAUCAAAAAGAGGGUUCUAAUCAAAGUUAAUAAUCCUUAAAUUAAUCUGGAUACUAACAAUAAUUUCCCAUAUAGCCUUAAGCAGGUUUCCCUUAAUAAUUUUAAAGAUUUCCGACACAAUUUUAAAAACCCCCACAAUUGCCAUUUGGUGGAAAUCCUUAAUAAUAAUAAUUUAACCUUACUUUAUCCUAAUAAAACAAACCAAUUUUAAUUUAGCUUAAAUACAUGAACUAAUUUUCAAGAUAGGAAUUCAAUAAAAACAAUUAAGUAUAGGAUAUAAGUAGACGUUGCUAGGAAGUAUUUAAUAUACAAUAAGAUCUAACAAUUCAACGUAAUGGACAGGAUUUGAAUUCUUCAUAGGUUUUAGAAUCAUGUGGAUUCUAAGAAUUUGAAAUUUUAGAUGUUUUUAUAAAGCAAUCAGGUCCUUUUUAUUUGAGCAUUUAAGUGCUAAAUAAUAAUAUUCAAGUGGAGGCAGAUUUAGAUUAAUAGAUUUUUGAAUUUAUGGAUGAGUUGAAAGUAGCAUACAAUAUCAAUUAUGCCACAGAACUCGUGUAUAAUCAAAUGCAGUUACUUCCAGACAAGACCUUUAGGCAAUAGAAUAUUCCAAAUAACAGUCACUUGAUUUUUAGAUAAAAACAACUAAAUAAUAAAUUGAAGAUUACAUAGAGUUUAAAUUUAAUUAUUGUAAAAGUUAAAGAUGGAAUGAAUUUAAUCCAGAUUGAAAUACCUCCUACAGCAAGUGUUCAAGAUUUAGAAAAAAAGGUUAAGGAGAAGAUUCCAAUUAACUUUAAUCUUAGAUUUUAAUUCAACUCGGCGUUCUUGAACCCACAGUUAACUUUAGCUCAAUAAGGAAUAAACAACAAUUGUGAAGUAUUGUUGAUUCGAUGAUGAAUUUGAUUUACAUCAUUUAAUAUAUAUUAA
This is a messenger RNA of Paramecium octaurelia, 6360 nucleotides long. The record is from the annotation of a GenBank genome assembly. Lineage: Eukaryota; Ciliophora; Oligohymenophorea; Peniculida; Parameciidae.